CGAGGCGAGCUAGUGCGCUAGUGCCUUGGGCGACUCGGCCGAGACAACGACAUGGCGAGCUGACCGCGCGCGCGCUGCUGCCGUGCCAAGCCGUGCCGCGUUGCGCCGAUCACGGCCGUGCCCCCCGUGCGCGACAACGACCGACCGACGACCCGCAAAACACCUCCCUGCCGACCGGGUCCAAGUGAACACGACGACGCAGUGUCUGCGACGAAACCGUCCUGCCUCCAGCGGGGCUCCAGCGAGGAUCCAGGAAUGCACAGUAGCAACAGCGCCCCCCAGGCAGCUGAGGCAGGGUUAGGGCCUGCAGGGCCUCGCCUGGCCCGUGCCGCGGCCUGCGCCUAGGGCCCGGCCGGGACCCGCUGCCUGCAGGCUCCAGGCUGCAGGCCCUCCAGGUCCAGCAGGCUGGGGCAGGGCUGCCUCUUGGGCUGCCUCGCGGGAUGCGGCCGAAGCGGGGCGUGCUGAGGUAGUGGCAGCAUGCAGGCGGAAGCCUCCCCGGCCUCGCAAGGGGCAACGGGCACCGCCACCGCCUCCAAGGGGGCCAGCGCGGUCAACGGCGGCCGCUUCGACUUCGACGACGGCGGCACCUACUGCGGCGGCUGGGAGGACGGCAAGGCACACGGCCAUGGCGUGUGCACCGGCCCCAAGGGCCAGGGCGCCUACUCGGGGUCCUGGCACUACGGCUUCGAGGUGUCCGGCGUGUACACCUGGCCCAGCGGGAGCACCUACGAGGGCCAAUGGCAGAACGGCAAGAGGCACGCGCUGGGCGUGGAGUCCCGGGGCCGCUGGGUGUACCGGGGCGAGUGGACGCAGGGCGCCAAGGGCCGCUACGGCGUGCGCCAGUCCGCCGCCUCCCUGGCCAAGUACGAGGGCACCUGGGCCUCGGGGCUGCAGGAUGGCUACGGCUCCGAGACCUACGCCGACGGAGGCACGUACCAGGGGCAGUGGCUGCGCGGCAUGCGGCACGGCUACGGCGUGCGCGCGUCGGCGCCCUUCGGCCAGGCGUCGCACUACCGGCCGCACAAGAGCGCGCUGCGGGCCUCCAUGUCGUCGCUGAGGAGCAACGAGCCCGGCGGCGGCAGUGGCGGCGGAGGCGGCGGCGGCGCCCUGGACCCGUCCGCCGAGCGGGACCGCCGCGUCGACGACUCCCGGGGCGGCUUCGUGCUCAAGGCCAAGAGCGACGAGCCGCCCGCCAGGCGGAGGAGCCUGGUGGAGAAGUCGGGCCUCAAGCGCUCCAUCCUGUCGGGCUUGAAACUCCGAAAGCAGCGGUCGACGGGGGACAUCGAGAAGCGGGGCACGUCGGGGGGCAGCAUGCGCUCCAACGCGUCCUCGGCGUCCUGGGUGUCCACCGAGUCGGACCAGUCCGCCUUCACGUCGGCGUCGCAACACACGGACUCCAACGCGUCCUUCGUCAUCGAGCUUAUGGACGAGGACGAGCACAUGGACGCGAGCGUGACGGAGACGUACAUGGGCGAGUGGAAGAACGACAAGCGCAGCGGAUUCGGCAUCAGCGAGCGCUCGGACGGGCUGCGCUACGAGGGCGAGUGGUUCAACAACAAGAAGUACGGGUACGGCGUGACGACGCUGCGCGACGGCACGCGGGAGGAGGGCAAGUACAAGAACAACGUGCUCAUCACCAGUCAGAAGAAGAAGCACCUGUUCCUCAUCCGGUCCGCCAAGUUCCGGGAGCGGAUAGACGCCGCCGUGUCCGCGGCGCAGCGCGCCUCCAAGAUCGCCCUGCAGAAGGCCGACAUCGCCAUCUCGAGGACGGCCACGGCGCGAGGCAAGGCGGAGCUGGCGGACGUGGCCGCGGAGCACGCCCGGGAGGACCACGAGAUCGCCAGGCUAACGGCCAAGCAGUUCGCGCCCGACUUCAACCAGCCAGGCCUAGAUCGAAUAGGGAAGGACGCCCCGAAAUUCCGACCCCCUGCAGAGGACGCAGUACCUGGAAAGUCAAUUCUCACAAAGACUGGAAGCAUCGACCACGUUAACCACCAACAGCCCACGCAGCAGCAACAACAAAUGCAGCAACACAUGCAGCAGCAAAUGCAGCAGCAACAGCAGCAGCAACAGCAGCAACAGCAACAAUUACAACAGCAGCUGCAGCAGCAGCACUUACAGCACCAGCUGCAGCAGCAACUGCAGCAGCAGCAGUACGGCCAGCAGCAGUACAACCAGCAGCUGCAGCCGCAGUACCAGACGACGGUCACGCCGCCCACGCCUCUGCCCAUGGAGUCCAGCAACGCGCCGAACUUCCAGCCAAUGCACGGCGUGUCCAUGGGCCUGGGGCAGGCCACGGCGGGGCUCUCGCAGGGGCUGGGGCAGAUGGGGCCCGGCAUGGCGCACAGCAUGUCUCAGGACGGCGCGGCCGACAACAUGUCCACCGGGGGCGGGUCCCUCGGUGGGCGGCGCACCUCGCUGCGCCGCAACUCGCGGCUCGUCAGCUCCAUGUCGCACGACAGCCCCGGCUACAACUUCCAGCAGGCCAUGUCGGACCACUUCGACCAGUACAAGCGGCCGCCCAGCCGGGACUCGUCCGUGGACCGCUACUCCAGGGCCGCCAUGGGGGCGGCGAGGAUGUCCAGCGGGUCCCGGCAGCCCAGCGUGGACAAGAGCACGCCCGCGGAGGCCAUGCUGGACAGGUGGGUGCCCGCCGGUUGAAUCAGAAACCAUUUUUAAAAUCAUUUCUUUCAGGAUAAUUUUGCUGACCCAUCCUGGGCGACAGCUUCAGAGAAGUCAUUGAAAUCAGAGGCAACUUUAUGCCAAGACGCCGUUUACAUCUCAGCUGUAAGACUU
Molecule: messenger RNA, 2796 nt
Organism: Thrips palmi
Lineage: Eukaryota; Metazoa; Arthropoda; Insecta; Thysanoptera; Thripidae
Product: junctophilin-1-like
Exons: 9
Coding region: 478-2661 (727 amino acids)
Cellular component (GO): endoplasmic reticulum membrane; junctional membrane complex; plasma membrane
Source: RefSeq, a predicted model, not a curated record